CAGGUACCUUCUUAUCCCAUAACUUGUGUCCUGAAAUCUGAGAAUUCCAUGCAGAUAAUAUGAUAGGAACUUUCAGUGAUUUGGAGGCAUAUCCUACUUAGCCUAAUGUGGGCCUUCUAGCUUUCCUGAGAGCAAACACACAGUGGUUGCUAAUCGGCACAGAGAAUAAUGCCAUCUCUGCCUCAAGAAAGAGUUAUUCAGGGACCCUCUCCCCUGGAUCUGAAUACAGAAUUGCCUUAUCAAAGCACAAUGAAAAGGAAAGUCAGAAAGAAGAAAAAGAAAGGAACCAUUACAGCAAAUGUUGCUGGGACAAAGUUUGAAAUUGUUCGUUUAGUAAUAGAUGAAAUGGGGUUUAUGAAAACUCCAGAUGAGGAUGAAACAAGUAACCUUAUAUGGUGUGACUCUGCGGUUCAGCAGGAAAAGAUUGCAGAGCUGCAAAAUUACCAGAGGAUCAACCAUUUUCCAGGAAUGGGGGAGAUCUGUAGGAAGGAUUUCUUAGCAAGAAAUAUGACCAAAAUGAUCAAGUCCCGGCCUCUGGAUUAUACCUUUGUUCCUCGAACAUGGAUCUUCCCUGCAGAAUAUACGCAAUUCCAGAACUAUAUGAAAGAAUUGAAGAAAAAAAGAAAGCAGAAGACUUUUAUAGUGAAACCAGCUAAUGGUGCAAUGGGUCAUGGGAUUUCUUUGAUAAGAAAUGGUGACAAACUUCCAUCUCAGGAUCACUUGAUUGUUCAAGAAUACAUUGAAAAGCCUUUCCUGAUGGAAGGUUACAAGUUUGAUUUACGAAUUUAUAUUCUGGUAACAUCGUGUGAUCCACUAAAAAUAUUUCUCUACCAUGAUGGACUUGUGCGAAUGGGAACAGAGAAAUACAUUCCACCUAAUGAGUCCAAUUUGACCCAGUUAUACAUGCAUCUGACAAACUACUCUGUGAACAAGCACAAUGAGCGUUUUGAAAGGGAUGAAACUGAAAACAAAGGCAGCAAACGUUCCAUCAAAUGGUUUACGGAAUUCCUACAAGCAAAUCAACAUGAUGUUGCUAAGUUUUGGAGUGAUAUUUCAGAAUUGGUGGUCAAGACUCUGAUUGUAGCAGAGCCUCACGUCCUGCAUGCAUAUCGAAUGUGCAGACCUGGUCAACCGCCAGGAAGUGAAAGUGUCUGCUUUGAAGUCCUGGGAUUUGAUAUUUUGUUGGAUAGAAAACUAAAGCCAUGGCUUCUGGAGAUCAAUCGAGCUCCAAGUUUUGGAACUGACCAGAAAAUAGACUAUGAUGUAAAAAGGGGAGUGCUGCUAAAUGCACUGAAACUACUAAACAUCAGAACCAGUGAUAAAAGGAGAAACUUGGCCAAACAAAAAGCUGAGGCUCAAAGGAGACUUUAUGGUCAAAAUUCAAUAAAAAGGCUCUUACCAGGUUCCUCAGACUGGGAACAGCAGAGACACCAGCUGGAGAGGCGGAAAGAAGAGUUGAAAGAGAGACUUGCUCAAGUACGAAAGCAGAUCUUGAAAGAAGAACAUGAAAAUCGACAUAUGGGGAAUUAUAGACGAAUUUAUCCUCCUGAAGAUAAAACACUACUUGAAAAGUAUGAAAAUUUGUUGGCUGUUGCCUUUCAGACCUUCCUUUCGGGAAGAGCAGCUUCAUUCCAGCGAGAGCUGAAUAAUCCUUUGAAAAGGAUGAAGGAGGAAGAUAUUUUGGAUCUUCUGGAGCAAUGUGAAAUUGAUGAUGAAAAGCUGAUGGGCAAAAUUGCCAGGCCUCGAGGACCCAAGCCUCUGUCUUCCAUGCCCGAGAGUACUGAGAUAAUGAAACGACAGAAGUACUGCAGCAGCGACAGCAGCUAUGACAGUAGCAGCAGCUCUUCAGAAUCAGAUGGAAAUGAGAAGGAAGAAUACCAAACUAAGAGAGGAGAAAAGCAAGUUACAUAUAAUCUUAAACAGUCCAGCCACUACAAAUUAAUUCAACAAUCCAGCUCCAUCAGGCGUUCAGUCAGUUGCCCUCGGUCCAUCUCUUCUCAAUCACCGUCCAGUGUGGACAACCGCCCCUUCUCUGCUCAACAACUGAUAGCAUCCCGGCCAAUGUCAGGGUCUCGGUCACACUCUUUAAACCGUGCUUCCUCCUACAUGAGGCAUCUGCCUCACAGUAAUGAUGACAGCUCCACUGACUCUCAGAUGAGUGAGUCUUUGCGGCAACUGAGAACAAAAGAACAAGAAGACGAUCUAACAAGUCAGACCUUGUUUGUUCUCAAGGACAUGAAGAUCCGGUUUCCAGGAAAAUCAGAUGCAGAAUCCCUGCUUCUGAUAGAAGAUAUCAUUGAUAACUGGAAGUAUCAUAAAACAAAAGUGGCUUCAUACUGGCUCAUAAAAUUGGACUCUGUAAAACAACGAAAAGUCUUGGACAUAGUGAAAACAAGUAUUCGUACAAUUCUUCCACACAUCUGGAAGGUACCUGAUGUUGAGGAAGUUAAUUUAUAUCGGAUUUUCAACCGGGUUUUUAAUCGCUUACUCUGGAGUCAUGGCCAAGGACUGUGGAACUGUUUCUGUGAUUCAGGAUCCUCGUGGGAGAGUAUUUUCAGUAAAAGCCCAGAGGUGGUGACUCCUUUGCAGCUCCAGUGUUGCCAGCGCCUGGUCGAGCUCUGUAAACAGUGCCUGCUAGUGGUUUACAAAUACGCAGCUGACACAAGAGGAUCACUCUCCGGCAUUGGUACCGAUUGGGGUAAUUCCAGGUAUUUACUACCAGGGAGUACACAAUUCUUCAUGAGAACACCAACCUACAACUUGAAAUACAGUUCACCUGGAAUGACUCGCUCCAACGUUUUGUUUACAUCCCGAUAUGGCCAUUUGUGAAACAGAAAGGGAAGAUCGCCAUGGGUUAUGCAUAAUAGCAAUUCAUUUUUCCCCCAAUUUAAACAUGCAAAGAAAGUGACCAUUAAGUGCUGUUUUAUGUAUAUAUGACAUGUAUAUGUGUGAAAUAUAUUCACACAUGCACUCAAAUAACAUAUAUAUUUAUUAUAAUAUAUGAGAGAAGAAUUAGCAGAAAACUGGAUAUAAGACUUAACCUUUCUGGAAAUGUAAUAAACCAUGUUAAAAUUGUUUACACAAA
Molecule: messenger RNA, 3085 nt
Organism: Ceratotherium simum simum (southern white rhinoceros)
Lineage: Eukaryota; Metazoa; Chordata; Mammalia; Perissodactyla; Rhinocerotidae
Gene: TTLL7
Product: tubulin tyrosine ligase like 7
Biological process (GO): protein polyglutamylation; microtubule cytoskeleton organization
Cellular component (GO): ciliary basal body
Molecular function (GO): tubulin binding; tubulin-glutamic acid ligase activity
Source: RefSeq, a predicted model, not a curated record